GGUUUCUUAAAAGUAGUAGUACUUCUGCUGUCGACCAGCUACUUUCUUCGAAUUAUUGCUACAGAAACAUGCUCCGGCGGCCCCACGAGACGACUCUCUCUUUCUCUCUUCUUUUUCUUUUUUGGUCUUUUCUCUGGUUUAAAACUACUAAUGCAACCCAUUCAAGGGUCACAAAGUCAUCAUUCUCACUGCCGUUGGCCACCAUCUCCGGCCAUCCACCUUCUCACCAGUACACGACUCCCAUCUUCAAGAGCUGAACACCGUGAACAGAUCCAACCAACCCACCACCGUCAUACUCUGAGAACAGGCGCGAGAGCAAUGCAGAUAUUCCCAGAAAGUAUGCGGAAACUUUGGAAUGAAUGGGAGCUACGCUUCAUGGUUCUACUAAGCCUUUUCCUACAAAUCGUCCUAAUCAUCUUUAGCAAACGACGAAAGUACACAGUCACACCUUGGAUCAGAAUCCUGAUUUGGUCGGCCUACUUGUCCGCAGACUGGGUGGCGACAGUAUCCCUCGGUACCCUCUCAAACAGCCAAGGAGAUUCGGAAGGGAAACUUCUGGAUCCAAACUAUACCCUCAUGGCAUUUUGGGCGCCAUUCCUUUCUUGCACCUUGGUGGUCCGGACACUAUCACGGCUUAUUCCUUAG
Messenger RNA from Vitis riparia (riverbank grape), 645 nucleotides. RefSeq lists its product as uncharacterized. NCBI's taxonomy places the organism in Eukaryota, Viridiplantae, Streptophyta, Magnoliopsida, Vitales, Vitaceae. The record is from RefSeq and is a predicted model, not a curated record. The transcript is spliced from 2 exons. The coding region runs from base 151 to 645 and encodes 164 amino acids.